AAAUAUGGAGACAUGACUGUUGUCUGUGUGACAAGUGCUACGACAACAACAGCACACCUAGGAGACAUGACUGUUGUCUGUGUGACAAGUGCUACGACAACAACAGCACCCCUAGGAGACAUGACUGUUGUCUGUGUGACAAGUGCUACGACAACAACAGCACCCCUAGAAGACAUGACUGAUGUCUGUGUGACAAGUGUUACAACAACAACAGCACACCUAGGAGACAUGACUGUUGUCUGUGUGACAAUUGCUACGACAACAACAGCACCCCUAGGAGACAUGACUGUUGUCUGUGUGACAAGUGCUACAACAACAACAGCACCCCUAGGAGACAUGACUGUUGUCUGUGUGACAAGUGUUACAACAACAACAGCACCCCUUGGAGAGAUGACUGUUGUCAGUGUGACAAUUUUUACGACAAACACAGCACCCCUAGGAGACAUGACUGUUGUCUGUGUGACAAGUGCUACAAAAACAACAGCACCCCUAGGAGACAUGACCGUUGUCUGUGUGACAAUUGCUACGACAACAACAGCACCCCUAGGAGACAUGACUGUUGUCUGUGUGACAAGUGCUACGACAACAACAGCACCGCAAGGAGACAUGACUGUUGUCUGUGUGACAAUUGCUACGACAACAACAGCACCCUUAGGAGACAUGCCUGUUGUCUGUGUGACAAGUGUUUCAACAACAACAGCACCCCUAGGAGACAUGACUGUUGUCUGAUGAGACAAUUGCUACGACAACAACAGCAACCCUAG
This is a messenger RNA of Coregonus sp. 'balchen', 764 nucleotides long. The record is from the annotation of a GenBank genome assembly. NCBI's taxonomy places the organism in Eukaryota, Metazoa, Chordata, Actinopteri, Salmoniformes, Salmonidae.